Molecule: messenger RNA, 1611 nt
Organism: Cooperia oncophora
Lineage: Eukaryota; Metazoa; Nematoda; Chromadorea; Rhabditida; Trichostrongylidae
Source: the annotation of a GenBank genome assembly
AUGAUUAUGGUGGGCUCGUCCGACAUCCCAGAACAGGUCGUUAGUCUUAAUGUGGGUGGACAAAGAUUUGCCACCAGUUCGCAUACACUCACGUGGAUCCCAGAUUCCUUUUUUACAAGCCUUUUGAGUGGCCGAAUACCGACCGUACGUGAUGACAGUGGAGCAAUAUUCAUUGACAGGGAUCCGGAUGUUUUCCGUAUCAUUCUCAACUACCUUCGUACGAAACAGGUAGACUUGAGACGCAAAACUGUACAUCAUCUUCCUCUGAAAAUGGAUCACAGCAGUCCAGCACAGGUGAUCUUUCGUUCCAACUGUUUUUCUACUCCUCUCAUUUCGUCUAUAUCGUCCUUUACACAAGAUGUUACAAAGUCUGCGCCAAGCACUGACGCGGCGACGUGUGGAUGUAUGAGCAAGACCGCUACAGCACACGGUGGAUCUGUGGUCCCAGACAGAGGUGAUGGGUGGUAUUCGAGACAAGGAAGCGGACAUAGCACACCAAGAGUAUAUGGGCAUUGCAAGAAGAGUUCAUAUGAACUCGCCAGAUAUAUCCGCAACGAGUUGUCUCAUCUGAAACAUCAGUCACGGGUUCAGUCCGAGGAUGAACCAGAUCCGCUGCGUGUGCGUAUAGUGAGGGCUCAUCAUAAUUCAAUCAUCGUUGCUUACGCGUAUUAUGCCUGUGUUUAUCGCCUAUGCAUUCAGAACACUGAUAGAAUGGUGGCUCUGGCUCUUUCGAAUGGAAACAUUCUUUUGUGGUCACUCGAGGAAGGUGAUACUGCUGUGAAGAUCGAUGUUGUUGCUAUAUCGUGUUACGAUACCGCCGGGUCAUCACUUCUGUUGGGUUGUACAAACGGUUCUAUGUACUAUAUAGACAUGCAGAAGUUCCCUUUAAGGAUGAAGGACAACGACCUGCUGGUGACAGAACUCUACAAAGAUCCGAAUGGUGACGGCAUAACUUCGAUUAGUGUUUACUUGACCCCGAAAACGAAUGUAUGUGGAAACUGGAUCGAAAUCGCUUACGGGACAUCGUCGGGUGCUGUUCGCGUUAUUGUCCAACAUCCUGAAACGGUUGGACAUGGACCGCAAUUGUUCCAGACAUAUACUGUUCACAACUCUCCAGUUACAAGAGUCACACUGAGCACAAACCAUUUGAUCAGCGUAUGUUCGGAAUACAAUCAUGUACGAUCAUGGAUGGUUACGCGUUUCCGUGGUAUGAUCAGUACCCAGCCGGGUAGCACUAGUCUAGCAUCGUUUAAAGUGCUUACGUUGGAUUCUACUGACGAUUCUGUUGACAGGGACUACGCGGAUCCCGGACCAUAUGGUGAUCAAGAUGGUGACCAGGUAUUUGUUCAACGCGUAGUUCCUAAUACUAAUCAGCUUUUCGUACGACUAGCAUCCACGGGAGAAAGGAUAUGUACUAUACGGUCCGUAGACGGUGCUGCAAUUUCAUCAUUCACCGUUCAUGAAUGUGAAGGAUCGAAUCGAAUGGGUAGCCGACCACGUCGUUUCCUGUUUUGUGGAACUACUAGUGGAAGUGUGCAGGAAAUAGAAGCACGUGAUUACGUCGAACAACAGCAAACGCAAGGUAUGUCCCAAUGGGAUGAAUCUUCUUGA